Messenger RNA from Bolinopsis microptera, 1510 nucleotides. RefSeq lists its product as uncharacterized. The transcript is spliced from 3 exons. The record is from RefSeq and is a predicted model, not a curated record. NCBI's taxonomy places the organism in Eukaryota, Metazoa, Ctenophora, Tentaculata, Lobata, Bolinopsidae. Gene Ontology annotation, cellular component: membrane. The coding region runs from base 4 to 1140 and encodes 378 amino acids.
GAAAUGUCAGAUGAUUCGGGGCCAACAGACCCAACUGAAGCGUGGGAGGACGGCUGGUUAGAGCCCACUGAAGAUUGGACUGACAAUUACAACAAGUUUAAGGAGCAGGAUGGAGCAGGAAUUGCUAUCGCUGUGAUUGCGUUAGUCGUAGGACUAUUUGGACUGGCAGCAAACAGUCAGAUCUUUUUGUUCUACUGGAGAAAGAGAAAGGAUCUAGUUCCCUCACUCUAUCUAACUCUAUCCUGUACUGACUUUCUGGUGUCUCUGACUGCAAUCCUUCAUUUUGUAGCGUUGAUACUGCUAGUUACAGAUCAAGAAGAAUCUCCGGAGAUGGUCGUAUUUCUGGCAGCAGUAUUUGCCAUAACGACCCUGAUAUUGCGAGUAUCAGUGUUUGUAAACGUGAUACUGAUAGUAGUCCGUACCAUCAACAUUACCAGACCCUUCUACCUGAUCAACAGAAGAGCGUUGUGGGUAUCUGUCCUCAUAUGCCUCCUUGUCCUCCUCCCUCUAAUCUUAUACGACACUGUGCGGAUCAGGCAGGAUCAGGAGGAUUUCUACGCAACUAAAGUACGCUAUGUGUUCCUCCCGUAUGUAGGAGACUACGCAGUCAAGGAUAUAGUCAUGGCAUUGAACCCCAUUACCGCUGGCAAGGGCAAGAAGACGGUAGUGAGUGUUCCUGAGUACGUGACUUUUGCAACGUCCUGUGCUCCGUUUAUAAUUGCAGUGCUGAUAUCGCUAGUGUGCUUAGUAGUGAACUACAGAGAGCUGAGAGCUAGCAAGAGAGGGCUGAGUAAGACGGGGGCAGGGACUGCGGAACAGGACAUCACAGUCACCAUUGCACUGCUCACAACUGUAUUCUCUGUGUGCAAUACAGUUUACAGUCUCUGGAUAGUGCUUACCUGGGCCUUUAAUUGGGACUAUUGGACUGAUCAGGUGGUUUUACAGCUGUGUUACGUAACGAGCACUCUCUUCCCUUUUAUUAGCUCUUCUCUCAACGCUAUUGUCUUGAUCUGGAGGAGUAAGACUUUGAGAGAGAGUCUGAGGAACAAAUUCAGAAGGACAGUUGAGCCGAGCAAUCCGACUAAUAAAUCGUAUAGUACUGUAGUUACUAAUGUAUCUCUCGCUACUACUGAAGUUUAACGUGAAUUUAGGGAGAUUAAGUGAGGUAUAGACCUCCACUUCAGGCAGUAUUAAAGUGAGCGUAUUAAGCCCAAAUGGUGGUCGUGCAUAGGCUAUCCAUAAACAUACAUCUGAAAUAAAAACUCACAGAUCAGUAAUAAAAGUUACAGUACAUAAAUUUCGUUAUUAGUGCAUUUAUUCUUAGUAAACACUAAACACUUAAGUAACAAUUGUGUCGUGAAACAUAUAUAUGUAUGCUGAACGAUUAUCUGUAAAACGUGGUGGUCCGUAAUUUCCGUAUAUUUUAUGGUUUAAAUUAGCAUACAUAUUUAUGGGAUAUUUGGUUGUAAAUUAUACAUUUGAUUGGUAUUUCAUAUGAAUAUAUAGUAUU